Molecule: messenger RNA, 993 nt
Organism: Pelagomonas calceolata
Lineage: Eukaryota; Pelagophyceae; Pelagomonadales; Pelagomonadaceae
Source: the annotation of a GenBank genome assembly
UAGCAGAAGUAGAGCAAGCGCUGAGCGGCCGCGAGAUCAAGCGCACGCGCGGCCGGCGGUGGCACAGGCGUCCUCACGACGAUGCCCACCGAGAAUGAGGUGGGCAAUAGAAUACUUCAGCACCUACAGGCUGCCCUUCGGAGUCCCGACGCCGCCGCCGCGAAUAUCGCCGCCGCCGUGCGCGAAAUAGAUGAUGAGGGCCUUCUUAUGGCAUCUCUGUCACUUCGGCAAGUAAUGGGUCCAGAGCACCAGGGGAUGGUUCUGAGAAUCCCAGGACUCCGCAGAAUCACCAAGCGCCACCUCUGGAAGGCGGUCGCAGAGGGCAACGUGAGCCAGGCGCAGCUCCACCAGCAAAUCCCCUGGGUGGAGCCGCCGGCAGGUAUCUACGUCAACUCUCGAACCGGCUGGACGAUCGUCCACGAGGCCGUCGAGCGCGGCCACAGCGGAGCCAUGCUCACGCUGGUCGCGCAGUUGAUGGGGUCCGAUUCGGUCAACAAAAAGACGAGGACCGGUCUCACACCUGCUCAUGUGGCGGCGUCGAAGCGCGACACGCUGGCCCUCAUGGCGCUGGCCAAUCUAGGCGCGGACCUGUCGGUGCUAGCUGCGGACCGGUUGGAGCUGCGGGAGCUCCAGAAGCAGGCGUCGGAGGCCCCGGAACCACCGGAGCCGUUGGAACAAGCGCGCCUCAUGCUGGCGACUCUUGACCCCUCGGCGCUCGACCAACCCAAGCUCGACACGAUGCAGAUUGACCUCGCCACGACGAAAACGACGCUCGAGACGGCGUCGGAGCGGGUGCAGCGCGAGGUGAUGCGGCGCGAGCUCGCCGUACCCCGUGCAGAAGAGCGGCCGUGCGCAAUAUGUCUCGACCGUCCUCCGAAUGUGACGUUUGUCCCAUGUGGUCACAAGAUGACCUGCGAGCAAUGUGCGGCGGAAGUGAGGGAGUGCCCGGGCUGUCGCGCGCCGAUCCAGCAUAGACAGCGAACGUACGAUUAA